ACGUUUGACAAUUGAAUUCCCCAUUGUUUCAGCUUGUAAUUGUAGUUUUCCGAAAUCACAUUAAAUUCGUUCUGACCUAUCGUUUCGUCGGGAUGCGGCGAUGUCGCCGCCUCUAAGCGCGUUCGUUCCGUGCCCUCGGCGAGAUUUUGACGUUUGACGUGCGUCGGUGUUCCGUGGCCCGUCGGUUUCGAUGUUUCGCGGAAGUUCGAUUAUUAAUUGAUAGCGGAAAAAAUGCACCCGUGGCGAUGAUCGUGCCCGAUAAGGACCGCCACUGACGCGCGAUGGUCUGGCUUUACGACCAUGUCGCGGUCGACGUGUCCCAGGAGAACCUGCUCGAGAGGCGGAAGUGCAUCAACGUCAAGAGGCAAUGGAAGCGACUGUCCAAGUGCCAAAAGAGCUGCCUGUACACGGUAAUCACGAUCGCCAUCCUGACGGUUUUCUACUACAAGUCGUUCGACUCCGGCGGGGCCGUGAUUACGGUCGACGUCGACAAGGGCGGCGACGAUCCCGACAACGUCGGGAACCAAGUGCUCGAGGAGCCGAACGACGUGAACGGCAACAACAACGGGAACAGUAACCAGGUAGUCGAACCACCGAACAACGUCAUCGCGUUCCCAGGCCCAUCGACGGCGAAACAAAAGGCGGUAAUAAAGGCGUUCAGGCACGCGUGGAAGGGGUACCGGCAGUUCGCGUGGGGCCACGACCACCUCAAGCCCAUUUCCGAGGGCUACAACGACUGGUUCGGGCUGGGGUUGUCCAUCGUCGACUCCCUGGACACCAUGUACAUCAUGGGGCUCAAAGAAGAGUAUGCGGAGGCGCGCGAUUGGGUCGAUAAACACCUGACCUUCGACGUGAACCGCGACGUUAACCUCUUCGAGGUCACGAUCAGGAUAUUGGGCGGGCUGCUGAGCGUCUACCAUUUCACCAAGGACGAUUUGUACUUAAAAAAGGCGACGGACCUGGGGGACCGACUGAUGCCGUGCUUCGAGUCCGACUCGGGGGUGCCGUACUCCGACGUCAACCUGUUCACGCACAAGGCGCACGCGCCGAAAUGGUCACCCGACAGCAGUACCUCCGAGGUGACGACGAUCCAGCUGGAGUUCCGGUACCUCAGCUGGGUGACCGGCGAUCCCAAAUACGAGACGGCGGUGCUGAAGGUGUCCCGGCUGAUCCACGCUCUGGAGAAGAAGGACGGCCUGGUACCGAUCUUCAUCAACGCCAACACGGGCCAGUUCCGGUCGUACGCCACUGUGACGUUGGGGGCCCGCGGCGACAGCUACUACGAGUACCUGCUCAAGCAGUGGAUCCAGACGGAGAAGUCGCUCGACUACCUGGUGAACGACUACGUCGAGGCGGUCGACGGUAUCCGGAAGCACCUGGUGCGCAAGACGGUGCCGAACGGGUUCGUGUUCGUCGGCGAGCUCCUCGGCGGCGGCAAAGACUUCAAGCCCAAGAUGGACCACCUGACGUGCUACCUGCCCGGCACGCUCGCGCUGGGGGCGCACAACGGCCUGUCGCGGGCCCACGCCGACCUCGCAGACGACCUUAUGACUACUUGCUACCAGACCUACGCGCAGCAGCCCACUUUCCUCGCGCCCGAGAUCACGUACUUUAACAUUCAGGGUGAGACGUCGAACGACAUGUACGUGAAGGCCAACGACGCGCACAACCUGCUCCGGCCGGAAUUCAUCGAGAGCCUGUGGGUGAUGUACCAGUUGACCGGCAACGCGACCUACCAAGACUGGGGCUGGCAGAUAUUCCAGGGCUUCGAGAACUACACGCGCGUCCUGAACGGCUACACGUCCAUCGGGAACGUCCGCAAUCCGGCCAACGUCCGUCCGAAGGACAUGAUGGAAUCGUUUUUCCUCAGCGAGACCCUCAAGUACCUCUACCUGUUGUUCAGCGACGACCCGAAGCUGCUCGACCUCGACAAGUUCGUCCUCAACACGGAGGCCCACCCGUUGCCGAUCGGCCGGAACCGCGCGUGAUUCCGGCCGGGACGCGCGCGUCGCGGGCCCCUGUUUUUCUAGUGAAAUUUAUCGUCUAGUCAGUCACCCGUUUUUGUUUCUCCUUUUUAUUCUGUUUUUGGGGUUUGAGGAGGGUAGGGAGCUCGCUCCCUCAUAUUGAGGGGCCGCGGAGUGGUUUAGGGUGGGGCGGACGUUUUCUGGGAGAUUCUUUUUUUUUUUUUUCAU
Messenger RNA from Cylas formicarius (sweet potato weevil), 2192 nucleotides. It is a transcript of the gene alpha-Man-Ib, whose product is annotated as endoplasmic reticulum mannosyl-oligosaccharide 1,2-alpha-mannosidase. Gene Ontology annotation, cellular component: endoplasmic reticulum; membrane. Gene Ontology annotation, molecular function: calcium ion binding; mannosyl-oligosaccharide 1,2-alpha-mannosidase activity. The transcript is spliced from 8 exons. Gene Ontology annotation, biological process: N-glycan processing; carbohydrate metabolic process. NCBI's taxonomy places the organism in Eukaryota, Metazoa, Arthropoda, Insecta, Coleoptera, Brentidae. The coding region runs from base 282 to 1988 and encodes 568 amino acids. The record is from RefSeq and is a predicted model, not a curated record.